AUGGCUUCACUUGUUGCAAAUAUUGCUAAAGACUUAUUAAAAGAUGGUGUAGCUUAGUCUCUUGGCGCAUUUGCGCUUUCUUAAGUUAAAAAGGUUGCAGAUUCUAAAAUGUUAAAAGCUAAAAUUCUUAAAUUUGUUGCUGCACAAUCUGAAGAAUUUAAAAAAAAAUAUGUCAUGGCAAAAAACAUAAUCUUGAUAUCUAGUCAAGAAAGCGAGUUAGAUAUUGACUAAAAAAUACUUUAAAAAGUUCCCAAUUAGAAAGUAGACAUAACUGAAGCUGGCGCAGAACGCUCAGCCUAAAUUGGCAUCCAAAUAUAAAACUAUUUAGAUGAGCUUUCUAAAAAGAGUAAAAAAUAAAUAAAAAUAAGUGCUUAUUCAUCACCCUACUAAAGAGCUAAGUAAACUUUAAAAUAAAUGAAAAAGAAAAUUAAAUAAGACUUUUAUGUUGAAGUCGAUUUAAAUUUAAGAGAUUAAGAUUUAGGAAACUUACCUAAAGAUAUCAAAAGUGAAGAAGUUGAAGCAGAGAAAUAACUUAUCACUCCUUUCUUCUACAGAUACGAAAAUGGUGAAAGUGAAGCUGAUGUGUACUUAAGAGCCUCAACAUUUACCAAUACUAUUAUUCGCUAAAUAGAAAACUGUGACAGAAAUAAACAAUAUGAAUAAGAAGAAAAAGUUGUUAUUGUUGUAGCUCACCCAGUAGUGAUCUAGCAAUUACAAACUUCAUUAAAGAGAUUUGACUCAUAGAAUCUCUUAAAUAUUAAAACUUUCUCAUAGUGA
This is a messenger RNA of Tetrahymena thermophila SB210, 777 nucleotides long. RefSeq names its product histidine phosphatase family (branch protein 1). Gene Ontology annotation, molecular function: phosphatase activity. The transcript has a single exon. The record is from RefSeq and is a predicted model, not a curated record. NCBI's taxonomy places the organism in Eukaryota, Ciliophora, Oligohymenophorea, Hymenostomatida, Tetrahymenidae.